UCAAAAAGUUGCACGCGCAACUCACUUUCACUUUGCACAAGGCAGUGUUUAUUGUUUAGUGUAUAUUUAAAGCGCAUAAACACAAUAAAACAAUUGUUUUAGGCUAACAUAUCAUACCUCAUUGUAGUUUUUUUGCACACACGCGCGGGUGCGUUACAAUAAUAAUAAGGAAAAAUCACAAUAAUAAAUUCGGAGCAGUACUACUAAUAAUAAUUAUACUGAAUGAAGAAAGCGCCGUCGAAGAAGUAUCAUCAUUGAAGGAGAGAAGAAAAUGAAGAAGAGGAGAGAGAACACAUUUCCGGCUUCAGUAGACACACAAUACUUCAGACUGAAACACGACUGCCCCAUACAGAAUAUCGACACUUUGCUGCGAUGCCCUAUUUGCUUUGACUUCUUGAAUAUAUCCAUGAUGACGCAGUGUUCUCAUAACUUUUGCUCCCUGUGUAUACGGAAAUUUCUUUGCUACAAGUUGCAGUGUCCUCUUUGCAACACGCCACUAACCGAACAAGAGCUAAGAAACAACAGACUGCUAGAUGACGUCGUUCAAAGUUUCCAAGCUGUGAGGCAACAGCUGUCCCAGACGAAUUUUGAAUCACCUCCAAUUUCUCCCAAAACCCCGACAAUGCCCGUCGGAGGGAAAGCAGCCAGGCAGAAGGGCCUGAGGAAAGAGGGCACUACUCUGACUCAGUUUUUCCAGAAACGAGCCCCAAUCAACUCGCAGUCAGGCUUGAAGGGUCUGCAUUGCGUGAAACAGGAGCCCAUGGAGGUGUGUGUGCAGGGAGCCGUUCUGCCAGAGAGCGCAGUGACUGUGUCCACAGCAUUGAAAGAAGAAAAGCGGGACGUGCCUAUGUUUCCCUCCACAUCUCAGGAUGUUAAACCCGUGGUCAAAGUGGAGUGUCCUGUGUGUGGAGUAGAAGUGUCACAGCAAAACAUCAAUAAACAUCUGGAUACGUGUCUGACCAGAGAUGAGAAGAAGGAUAGUCUUAGAAGGUCUGACCAUCUAGUCUUUCCCUGUUCUGCAUGUAUAGAGCCCAAGUCUCAAAAGCGUAGGCCGAUGCCUAAGCUGGUGUACACGCUACUGACAACGGUGGAGCUCAAGAGAAGACUGAAAGACUGCCAUCUGUCCACACAGGGACCCAGAGAGCAGCUCAUCCGAAGGCACCAGGAGUUUACUCAGAUCUACAACGCGCAGUGUGAUGCACUCAACCCUAGAUCAAGUGAGGACAUUGCUAGAGAGGUUGACAACAAUGAGAAAAUGAGGAGUCAGCUGGAGAAGCAAAUUAAACCUGCAAUAGUCAUCACUAAAAACCACACAGUUGAUGAAAUUGAACGGUUGCACUCAGAUUACCGAAAACAGCACAGCGGUGAGUUUUCCCGUUUAAUUGCUCAGGUCAGAGGUCGUUUGGAAAACUCCAGGAAAACACAAAAGAAGCAGGAAGGAGGGGAAUCGGCAGAAACUUUUAGUGCUAAUGACACAGUACUACAAGACACAGUCCAGCCUCCAGUUUCAUUGCCGUUGGAAAUUGCCAAUAAUGAGAGAACUUGUGUUAUUGACCUUGGAUCAAGGUCACAAAGCCCUACUCUCAGUGAUGUCUCUGUCAGCAGAGCCUGUGAGAGCCCUCCAGAAAAAAAGGAAAAUAUCUCUUCAUCUCAUUGCUGAUUUAAGACAGUUUGACAGGGAUGAGGAUGAAUUGAAAGCAUGCAGUACGUCACCAGAAGUGCAAUAUGCAUGAAAGUGCAAUGCAGUACCAAAAGAAUUUAAAGAUGUACAGUUCAGUGUAUACAGUGGAGUAGAAUCUCUUUCUCUCACAUUGUCUCUCUUUUCCUCCCUUGUAUGACUGCAGAAUACUUGUGCUUCAUUUCUCUUCUCUGCCAUUGGAUUGAUUUCUAUAUGUAAAAAACAACCAUAUGUGCAACAGCAUACAUAUAGUAUUUUUUAAACAAGAUAUUAUAUUGUAUAUAAGGAAAAAAAUCUGUUUUAUUUGUGUCCUCCUGUGGACAGGUUUUGUUUUAUGUCACGCUGUGCCCAUCAUGGCAAGCACAGGGCUGCUUUGUUAAUACAGUACGCACACAAAAAAAAACUAAGCUCACUGAUUUUUAAAAAUAUUAUCAUUUUUUUAACUUAAGAAAAAAUAGUAAAUAUAACGGUAUACAUUAGCUAUAUUUUUGCACUAUUUGCACGUAUAUGUAUUGUACACACUUUUGGUGACUUGUGCAAAAUGUAUUGCUUCAGGUCCACUGUCUUCAAAAAAAAAAAAAAAAAAGCAAAAGAUCGAAUUUUUUAUAUUUAAGAACAUGUAUGUGUGCGCGCGCACACAAACUAAUCAGCAAAAACAUUAAAAACACUGCAUGGUGACGUGAAUAAAGCUGAUUAUCAGUUUACAGUGGCACCUGUGAAGGGAUGUGAUUAUAAUAGUGGACUACUUUCAGUUUUUAGAGUUGAUUUAUUUGAAGCAGGAAAAACAGGGAGGUGAAAGGAUAUGCAUGACUUUGACAACCUUAAAUUGUGAUUGCUAGUUGACUAGGUCAGACUGUCUUCAGAAUGGUAGGUCUUUUGGUUGUUCUUGAUAUGCACAGGUGUAGUACCUUCCAAAAGUUCCAAAGAAGGACAAACAGUAAAAUGGCAACAGUGACCCAUGGAUCACUAAGGUGUGAGGAGUGAAUGCUAACUUCUAUAUGCAUGAGCUCACGGGUGCAAUAUUUUUAUGCAGUGCCUUUUUGGGCAAUCAUAUUUUUAUUUUAAAAAAAUUGAGAGGUUUGAUUAAAAUCAGUUUCAGGAAUAGCUAUAGAGUCCAAAGGCAAGGAUUUUUUUGGGGAUUUGCUAUUUUCUUAUGUUCUGUAUUUCUGUACUUGACCACCUUCCCGUCAGUGAUUUACUAGGAUUUAAAAUAUCCAGUCAUUAUUCUUUUUUUACAGCAGUGAUUCUUAUACCAUUUAGUUUCUUUAGUAUGUUAACUUGCAUUUACAAAACUAUAACAAACCAAAGAUUUUUAUUUUAUUUAAUGCUAUGUUUGUCUAAUUACAUAAAAAAAAUGUACACUGUAUGAUCGGUUUAAGGAUUCAAAAUCACAUAACCAUAAGGUUCAUUUCUUCACUGUGGACUUAAUCAUACUUGCUAGCACUGAAUAUAAUUACAUCGGAUUUAAUCCGGAUUAUGCAUUGGGAUUUGUCCAAUUACACCAGCUGAUAAAGUAUUCUUUUGUUCUAGAGCCAAAUCAACUUUUUUAUGCUUAAUCAUAAAAAUUUUUUACCAUAAUGAAGAAUGCUGACCUCAGACGCUUUGAAUAGUGUUACAGCUUUUUUUUAAUCUGCUUUAGCUUGUAAAACAUA
Molecule: messenger RNA, 3330 nt
Organism: Clarias gariepinus (North African catfish)
Lineage: Eukaryota; Metazoa; Chordata; Actinopteri; Siluriformes; Clariidae
Gene: rad18
Product: RAD18 E3 ubiquitin protein ligase
Exons: 13
Coding region: 272-1660 (462 amino acids)
Biological process (GO): DNA damage tolerance; protein monoubiquitination
Cellular component (GO): Rad6-Rad18 complex; nucleus
Molecular function (GO): single-stranded DNA binding; ubiquitin protein ligase activity
Source: RefSeq, a predicted model, not a curated record